UUACUCACUUCGUCGCUUGAGGGCGCAGGAUUGUGUCCAAGUGCCCACCGCACAAUGAGUGGUGCGGUUUUUGCCAACAAGUAGGAACGGCGGGCGUGCGGUACUAGUAUACUACGCGUGAUGCAUCGGGAGGAUAGUGUCUCCCGUGAAGAUCAAUGCAUACACCUACCUGACCAGUGUACCUGCCGGCGUCUGCACUUAGUGCGUAAAAACAAAAAAAUGUCUCUGCAGUCCUUGAAAUCUGCCAACAGACUUAAGAUGCGACAAGUGGCUUGUCUUACGUCAAGUUGGAUCGUUCCAGUCAGACAUCGAACCCGCAUAAAUCCACCCAAAGCGACAAAAAAAGGUCGUUUGUUACUCAAGGACCAAAAAAGGCUCAAACUGAAGGAGGAAUAUAAGCAAGACCCUCAAAAGAUGCUAACAGAAACAUUGAAGAAAUCUGGCAUUAAACUGUGCCCCCCCUUCACGGAACGUGCUGUCACAAUAACUUGUACAGGGGAUAUAUUUGAGCCGUAUGUCCCUCCUGAAGGAGAUGGCAAAGCUAUGUCUCUUACACCAGAGGGAGCUAAGCAGCGAUUGGAAAGAGCCAAAAAUAUAGGUGUGACUCAGUUGCAUCAACGUAAAAUUCGCCAGUUUGAACCAGAAUUCACUGCCUCAGAAUUUGCCUGGAAAGCCCAGAAGAUCUUCAUUGAUGCCCAUAAUGCAUUGCAAGACUUUGACAAGAACAUUCUUCAUCGCUUGGUGACAGAGAGAGCUUAUCCAGAAAUGACGAAAGGCUUCCAGUUCAAAACCAUCCGAUGGAAGUUUCUGGAAUCAAUUGAAAAGCCAAGAGUUGUUCAUAUGCGAACCACAGAUAUGAUUGAUAAAGGCAACUUGUAUGGUCAAGUUACAGUUAGAUUCCAUUCCACACAGGUGUUUACCGUCACUGUUUCAAGGAACAGUCAACCCUACACUCCCCAUAGGCCUUGCCAUUUGAGUUGGCGCUUGGCACGUUAGCGGCCCAUAUACAUGUAAUCCACAUAUCCCUAGCUGCAUAAGAAGGCGGAUUGUAAUUUUUAGCUGUUUCCCAUUUAACCGCUUGAGUGGGCGUUCCUUUAUUUAAGCAAACAUUUGUGGAUAAAGGCCUAACCUCUUAGUGGGUGCUCUUUGAUAAAGUGGUAGGAUGGGGAUAAGGCCUAGCCACAUGAGUGAUUCACUCAUUCAUAUGUAGCUCUGAUGAAGAUAUAGGCCUUAGCUGCAAGUGGGGGAGUCUCCAUCGGGAUGUCCCCUGCUCACAGUCAAGCACGGAGCUGACUUAAGUGGCAAGAUCAAGCCCGCACUGUUUGCUGGAGCUUGAUCUUUUAGAGAAUGAGGGCAAAGGCCAAGCCGCAUGAGUGGGCGCUCCGUAAUCUAAGCGGCUUAGACGAGGACUCUGGCCUUAACCGCAACAUUGGAUUCCCUUUUGGGGCAUUCCUGACUCAUCACCAUUCUACUUUUCUGCCCCCCAACACACAACUGAGCCACCGUCUCCACCAACCACCUAAGAGACAACGAGUUGGCCCAUCAAUCGCCCAUAGCUCAGAAAAGCCUGCGGGGUAACAGGGCUUCUAUUCCUCCACCGCCUGCAACGUUUACCGGCCGCUGCAGGUCCACAGCGCGAAGGCUGCCUCUUCGGUAGCGUCAACUGAGCAGUCAUCUAGUCUGCCUCAUACUUGUAACCCCUGGACGGGCUCCCGACAUUCUAAGGGGUCCAGCCUUUAGGCUGGUCCAUUGUCCCAAGUUGAUGACACCCACGCCAGCCAAACUCUCAACUGCCCGCUACGGGACAGGCUUGCGGCCCUUCUUGCCACAUCAGCCACUGGUUCACCCCGACAUCUAAGGCCCAUGGGCAAGCGUUCUUCUUCGUAGGUUUCUUCAAAACCACGAAGAGACACCACUCGAAGCAACAGGAGUUUCCACCUGAACCAUGGAUGACAGUGUUCCAGUCUAUUAUUGAGUCUCUGUCCUCCGUCAUCUGUUGUCUGAGUGGUAAACUCCUGCUGGCUUUUACCGCUCUGGAGCCGGACGUACCUCCUACGGAUCCCCACUAUCCACCUGUCCUGCAGUCACACAUGACUACUCACAGUGUGGAACUCACUGAGGCUUAUACCAAUCCAGCACUGACCCUGCAAAACAUUCUGCAAUGUACAGGAGUAUCCCUGGGUCCUGAUUCAGCUAAGCUUCAGUCUGAGCAUCAGACCGUGUCAUCAGAGGUUGACAUCGACUUUGUCGGCAACCAUCCCCCUUCUGAAGGACGCCUCCGUCUUCUUGAAAGAGGUAUGAUUCAGGUGACGUUCUCGGUCUUCCAUUGCCCUCUCCUCCACAGCGUGUCGUCGGACAUUCUCCGUUUAAUUAAGCCAGCACUACCUACACUGGCCACUUUGUCCCGGUGCUACCGUCUUUAGACACCUUUCAACUUGGGUAUUCUGGCGUUGAGGUGAUGCAGAUCCCUCUUGGGUCAGCGUCCGUUUGUUUCCGAGGCGGCCCACUGAACUCUUUAUGUCACUCUGUCUUCCAGCUACCUUCUGGGAAGACCAAUUAUACCCCUUUGGCCCUUCUGCCAGCUCUGGGAUGACCCCCUAUGGAGACAGUGCCAGGCUAUGUGGAUACAACACCACCUGUGUCCUGGGCUCUGGUACCGCCAUGAGUCACAAAUCUCCUUUUUCAUGUGGCAUGUCUGACAAGGCUGCAUUGAGAAGACCCCACGCCGCUCAUGCGCCAGCCCCACUGAUCCACCCAAUGCCUUGAACCACCACUCUCUGUCACCCUUCAUCGAGGGCAUCCAAGUAUAGGUUGACACUACAUGUUACCGGGCCACCCCCUGCCUUAGCCCACCGUUUACGUGACCCCGCUGGACGCAGUACGAGGUAUGCAGGCACAAUGCAGAUCAAUACGAGAACGGGUCGCGGUUCAAGUAACUCCUAUCAUUACGCUAAGCAUCAACCCUCAAGUGGUGUUCGACUCAUGUGGGGGGGGUGCGGAGCUGAGAAACAAUGAAUGUGUACAAGCAGCCUACCGGAUACAACCUUCUCACUACUGGUACCUGUGCACUUUGCCUGCAGACCCCCUCUGACCGCCAAACGCCUGAUCCCACCGAUGUCCAAGACUUCGCCAUCAGGGCACCUAGGCAUGAAGUAGACAACAGUGAUCAAUGGGCAGCCCCCUCAUUUCUGGCUCUGCCCUAGUGUUUAUACCAUUUGUAUUUGGACCCACUGCAUGUAUACUAUUUCUCUAGUCCGUACCUCGGGUGUCCGAAUUCACUGAUCUUUACACUAUCGUGGAUUCCACACCCUUCUCACUAUCCUGUAAUCCCGCACUUUUCCAGGGGUUUUCUGGUACACUAAUACAUUGCCGCAUGUAUUACCAUUAUGGCCCAUCAUGUGCUUCCUCCACAAAUUCUUCCACACGACCUCUCUUUGUCCUGUUUACUGUCCGGACGUGAGAUCUUCCAAUGUGGGCGUGUCCAAACUUUCUAUACAUACAGUCGAACACGAUUAAGACGAGCAUGCUUGAGACAAGAUCGCACUUAAGAUGACCAUAUUUCUUCAGUCCCGUUCAAAAUGUACCUAUUCCUAUGAGAGAAAACUUACUAAAUAUGAGCUGCGCAAAAACGAACACUUUUGUCUAUCAACAGGCAGUGUCAAAAACUAUUGUCCUUGGCAUUUUUAAUACGAGGACAUUUGAAAACACGUCUUCAAAAGCUUAAGCCCAGUAAUCCCAGUAAGUAAUUCUUGAUGGAGAGCGUCAGUAGUUCUCAAAUAAUGCUAGUCCGCCCAGCAAUUUGUGCUGCAGUUUUACCACCGAUGACUUGGCGACUCUACUCCUUAUGCCACUAGAGGGGGCUUUAUUCUAGACGACAAUAGGUGUUGUGAUGUUGUGGCAUCAAAGUAGUUUCUAUCACAGCAGGUCUGGUCCGAAAAUUGAAAGAAAAUUGAAAUGGGUUUUGGAAAUAAAUUGUACACCCUUCCAAAGUUCCCUUCCUUAAAUAAACCGACGCCCCACACAACGUCGGGUACCGGUUUCCAAGGAGUGCUUUGCCGGGCCACGCCGUCCGCAUGGCGGAUGGCCACUUGCAACCACUGUUCCCGCUGUUGCGUCGAACAAGUAGGCAUAUUCGAAAUCAUUGUUUUAUUCGUUCGAGCCAUAUUUAUUAAUAUGAUUUAAACUUUAUUAACAAGUUAAAGGCUGGUACAUGUACAUUGAAUACUAAUCCUCUGCGUAUACUGUGCCGCACAUUACAUGUUGGCCUACAGUACAUUGCCCUAGUGUGUAACAAUGCUUAAUGGUGCAUGACGUCAGGCUUGCUUUUAAUGAAUGGGGUAAGUGUCAAGAAGUAUAACACAAGGUUCACCGUAAGAUAAGGUUUUUUGGAGAGUCCCUUCAAGCUCGAAUUAAGCUUGUUCGACUGUAUACCAUCUGCUAUUGGGUCCAGAUCUAUGUCCUGUGACUGUCACGAGAUCCGAUAAAGGUUGGUCUACUGUCGGCCCGAAAUCUUGUCAAGAGUAUCCCUCGGAUUAUCACUUCCGAGAAUGCCCCGCAUGAUCAAAACAAAGAGAUAUACUUGACAGGUCUUGUUCGAUAUUCAAUGAUGAACUUGCAUUCAUUGAAAUAAAAAUGAUUUGGACUUUCAAAGCGGUAUUUUGUGUCUGCAGUUUUUCCGCUCCUGAAUGGGAAAUAUGAACACUGUAUUCCCGUCAUGCAGCACUAUUACAGAUUUUAAUUUAUGCAUGGAUGCCCCGUUUGCGACUCUCAAAUUUUCAUCUCUUCGAAUAUGUCCAGUCUGACUUCAAUUUCCCAAUCAUGUGGUUUAAAUGCCCGAAGUCCUUCAAUAACAGGAACGUCAACAGCCACUCUUAAAUAUAGAACAAGGCUUAUUCUCCAGAUAUGCUUUGACACCAUUCGCAUACACUGGAAUUGUGGAGUGUCGCUAUUACAUCCCACUUAGCUAAUCUUCUGGCAAUAACUCCUUGCUCGAUAAGGAUGAGGUCUAUCCUUAUCCAGCCCUCACUACAGUCGUAUUUGGGGUUUCGAAAAAAGAAGAAGAAAUGUCACCUCUAUUUAUGAAUGAUAUUUAAGGUUUUGUUGUCCAUUUACACCUACCUGUAAAACUUUUGCUCAGGAAUGAGUUUGGUAAGUCUCCCCUGUUACAAACUAACCAGUAGUCAUGAAGGAUUUGGAGGACAAACACUAGUACAGUUUUUCUUCCCUUUCCGGCUCCACACUAUGGUCAAGUCCUGCUCUGCCCUCUCCGCAGUCCUCACAGGCAACGCGGGGAGAUACAGGCUAAAAGGAAAUAUUGAAGUGGCCCCCAUUCCCCAUGUCUGACACUAAUGGCUAAAUUACUUCUCAGAUACCUCGGGGGAUUUAACUUGUACUUUCUACAGUAGUAAGGUUCUAGCAGACACCUCUUUAGUCAGAUUAAUACCUGUGUCUGCUACCCUCUUGGAUUCAUGUCUGCCCCUUCAUUCAGCCAAACUCAUCGAAUUCCAAUCUCUAUUGAUACAUAUAAUUAUUACAUGUACAUGGGGUUCCU
Acanthaster planci (crown-of-thorns starfish) is the source of this 5551-nucleotide messenger RNA. It is a transcript of the gene mrpl45, whose product is annotated as mitochondrial ribosomal protein L45. NCBI's taxonomy places the organism in Eukaryota, Metazoa, Echinodermata, Asteroidea, Valvatida, Acanthasteridae. Gene Ontology annotation, cellular component: mitochondrion. The record is from RefSeq and is a predicted model, not a curated record.